AAUCGUUCAAAGUGAAACAUUCUGUGUCAAUAGUAAAAGUGGUACCGGACCUCGCGGGCCGAGGGUCGACUUUCGCGCGCGCUCUGGAGCCGGCGCUGUGUUUAUAAGCGCGUAUUUGUAACAAACAAACAAAUUGAAGAUGAGGUUCGCCGUGUGGUCGCUGAUGGCGCUGGCGUUGGUGGCAGCGGCGAGAGGCGCGCCGCAGCGGGAGGGAGCCGCCUUCACCAAGGAGGCCAUCAAGCAGGCACAGAACACAUUCCUCAUACCCAAAGACGCCGAAAUACAGAAGGUGCAGGAAGGUAUCGAGCUGGCUGCGUACGAGUCGAUCCCUGGCAACCAGAAGAUCGACCUAAGGCUGAUCCUGGGCGACCAAGUGCCCGAGGAGGUUAUCAACAACCUGCAGAGUCAGGUGGACCAGGUCGGCCGCCACUAGGCCGCCUUCAGAACGCCCUAGCCAUAACAAUCAACAAUAAAAUUACUUGGACAUCAGUAAAUUUAGAAGACGAUAUUAUAAGUACAAGAUAGCGGUAGUGUAAAAGAGCCUCCUAUAAAACCUUUGCCACUACCUCAAUAUAACAAAGAACCUACUUUGCAAGGCAGCUCUGAAUAAAGAUCUAACUAUCAAAUAAUCGCUGGGAUAAAAACCACAAACUUCAUAACAACAU
This is a messenger RNA of Papilio machaon (common yellow swallowtail), 665 nucleotides long. RefSeq lists its product as uncharacterized. Bases 140 to 433 code for a protein of 97 amino acids. Lineage: Eukaryota; Metazoa; Arthropoda; Insecta; Lepidoptera; Papilionidae. The transcript is spliced from 3 exons. The record is from RefSeq and is a predicted model, not a curated record.